AUGAACGAGCCUCGAUGGAGAGGGUCGUCGUCAAACAUAUAUGAAUUUGAGCCGGGAAAAGUUCUGAAAGUGCCAAGAGAGGUCCCCUUAACCAACGACGGUCACGAUGUUCUUAAUCGAGACAGGGCAAAAGGGUUUGAAGUGGAACGGGGAAUCUACGAAGCGCUGGGAAAGAACAAGCUGAUACUUCCGUUUUACGGAUGUCGCGAAUUCGAGGGCCGCCAAGGAUUGUUGCUAGCUCAAGCCGACAGUAACUUACAGGAAAACCUUGAGGACGGGCUGGCGACAGUCACCAUGGAUGAACGGAAACGAUGGUGCUGUGAAGCAGUAGAUGUCAUAGCAUAUAUCCACAAUCGUGGCGUCGUGCACUCCGACCUACGGCCAGAGAACUUUCUGGUUCACGGGCGGGAUAUUUGGCUCAGCGACUUCAACGGUUCGGUGUGCAAAGAGCGUGACCUGGAUGGCGAGCAACUACCCGACGCUGGCUUCUGGAAUUUGAAGUUCGAGACGACGCCAGCUACCGACAUAUUUGCUCUUGGCUCUGUGCUCUACGCCAUAGUGACCGGAUGGUGGCCUUUUUGUAAGCCUGGUGUUACAGACAGGCUGAACAGGAAAAACGUCCAAUAUGAUGAGCAGGUUACAGAAAGGUUCGAGAGAGGACAUUUCCCGGAUGUUUCUUCAUUAUGGGGAGGUGACAUCAUCAUGGGCUGUUGGACUGACAAAUACAAGAGCGCCGCCGAUGUGAAGCGGGAUAUGGAUUUAGCCAUGUUAUCAAUGAGGGUGGAUUGA
Colletotrichum navitas is the source of this 789-nucleotide messenger RNA. Its product is annotated as kinase domain-containing protein. The record is from RefSeq and is a predicted model, not a curated record. Bases 1 to 789 code for a protein of 262 amino acids. Gene Ontology annotation, cellular component: cytoplasm; nucleus. Gene Ontology annotation, molecular function: ATP binding; protein serine/threonine kinase activity. The transcript is spliced from 2 exons. Gene Ontology annotation, biological process: mitotic DNA damage checkpoint signaling; protein phosphorylation. Lineage: Eukaryota; Fungi; Ascomycota; Sordariomycetes; Glomerellales; Glomerellaceae.